CAAAAAGUCGAGCAAGCAAAAACGAAAAACAAUUUUCGACGAAUUUAUUUUUGUACUUUUUGAACGUAUCCGUUUAAAAAAAAGCAAUUUCUGUUACCUGUAGGAGUUUUCGGAUGUUGGUGUAGAAUUAAAAGGUAUUUAAAAACGUUGAAAUGUGUUAAAAAUUUGAAAAAUUUUUCGCGAGCAUCAACUCAAAUUCAAGAUGGCGGACACAUCGACCAAUGGAGAGCCAUGUGUGCUAAAUCACUUUAUUGAGGAUUUUAUUAUCCAAGAAAGUAGCUGGCCAUUUACCGUGAGUAUUGAAUAGUGUAAUUCUACUUUAAAUUUUGUAUCCUAUAUAUCUCUAUAUUGCAAAAAUUGCGUUGCAAAAAUUUUCAAUCCAAAACUGCAAAAACUGAUUUUUUGUUUAUUUUUGCAAAUCGCAAUUUCUGUUAUAUAUCUCGUGGGUAGUGAAAUAUUGAAAAUUUGUUUUUAUUUUUUUACUUUUUUCAGUGUUUGAAGUGAAACAUUUAGUAGUGUGGUUUUAUAGUUAACUUGAUUCCUACUGUAUUUACUGUAUAUUCUUUGGACAUUACAUAAUUAACUUAUAUAAAACAAUUAUAAAAAUAAUUAUAGAGCUAGGGGGGCUUUGAACAAAAAGCCUGAAAGGGUUUCAUGAAGGCUCUUAGCCUGUCAUAUUGUAUACAUUGAAGAUUGUAAAUAUUAACUUUUCCAUAUGGGCAAAUGAAUUAAAUAAAAAAAAAUGUAGUGAAGUAUUAAAUGAGCAUGUAUAUAUCCCCCCCUGUCCUGUCUGGAAAGUUUGUAUGUUACAUGUGUGACAAGACUGUUUUUAUGUCAGGUGGCAUAUAGGACAAAGAUUUCUGGGAACUUAACAAAAGACUUUUAUUGUAUUAGGUCAUUCCAGAAAACAUCCAUACCACUCCCACAGAGGAAAUAGGAAGUUAACCCCCCUCGGAUGUCCUAAUACAUUUACUAUUAUCACAAACAAUUUUGUCUCCCUCCCCCUCCGGACGGCAGAAAUUUCCUCCGUGGGGGGAGUGUGGAUCUUUUCUGAAAUGACCCAUUUUAGUCUGUUAGACUAGCAUAUACUAAGAUAUCAAAAUUUUGACUGCCGUGUAUAUUCGGCAUAUAAACAACAAACUUUCCAUGAGGGGUCCCCUGUAUUUGGUUCAUAUUUGUUUGAAAAGCAAAGUUUGUUUAAAUAUUCAACAAUAAUAACUUUAUCUUGAUCCUUACCCCGGUGUCCCACUCCCCAGGUUUGCUAGGGUGCAAUCCACACAUUAGGCUCACCCCUCCUGCCAUCCCAAUUUCCUAUCCAUACGACUACUGGCCCACACGUCACAUCUUGUUUGGCAUACCAUUGGCAGUAAUUAGGAACAGUAACUUACAAAGGGAUGUAGUAGUACAGUACUAUUGGGUCAUUCCAGAAAACAUCCAUACCACCCCCACAGAGGAAAUUGGGAAGUUAACCCCCCUACCCCCUUCGGAUGUCCUAAUACAUUUACUAUUAUCAGAAACAAUUUUGUCUCCCCUCCCCCUCCGGACGGCAGAAAUUUCAGAAAUUUUCCACCGUGGGGGAAGUGUGGAUCUUUUCUGGAACGACCCAUUGUAUAAGCUGCCAUGGUUUGAGUCUUGAGGAACUAUUUGAAAAAGGUAAACACAUUGACAGUUUGAGGGACACUUCUUUGCCUGGAGUAUAGUAAUUUGAAUGGUUCAGACAAAGGUCAUUGUGUGAAUUGUUCCAGGAAACAUCCAAUUUCCUCCAUGUGGGAGGUUACCGUCCCCCUACCCUCUUCAGAGGGAACCCCCUACCCUCUUCGGAUGUCCUAACUUUUAUGAGACACAAAUUUCCUCUGUGGGGGGAGCGUGUAGCCUGGAAUAAUCCAAAUUGUUCAAAAGGUUAAAUGAUUCAUGAAACAAUUUUAAAGUUUCAGUACUAAUCCAAACCAUAUUUAUGACAAAUGUUUACUUACUAAUUAAUUAUUAAUUAAUAAGUCUAAAAAUGCAAAAUUUUCUCUGACUUUUUCCAAUCAGGUUAAAGGGAACACAUAUGAAUUUGGAAAGCUACCAACAGAUGAACCUGAUAUUAUGCAGAGUACUUCAUUCUUUGAGUCGGAAAAUGAAGGUAGUACCUUGCCAAUAUGUAUUAAUUUUUACAGCAUUAAGAACUCAGCGUAUUCAGCUUUUCACAAGUUUAUCAAAGAUACCAGAGCAUUGUUUUUAAAAUUAGAAUUGAAUUAAAGUUUCUAUCCAUGAUUCCAACUAGCUUCUAUAUUCUAUUCUAAUUUUGCCAUUUUAUUGUAUUUCAUUUUAAUCUAUUCUAGUCUAUUCCAUUGUAGUUGUUAAGCUUUACAGUUUUCAUUUAACAUACUAUAUUUCAUGCAUUGCUUAUCUAUUAUAUUCUGUUUGGUUCAGUUGUUUGUCCUUCUUUUCUAUUCCACUCUUCUAUUCUACUCUUCUCCUUUCCAUUUAUUCCAUUUCAUCUCACUCGUAUGUAUUCCAUUCUAUUUUGCAUUCUACUUUAUUCUAUUUUAUUUUGUCUAUUGUAUUCUAUUCUGGUCUAGUCUACUAUGCCAUUUUUCUAUUUCAUUCCAUUCCAUUAAUUGUAGUCUAGCCUAACCAUGACUUAUCUUCGAUAGUAUUCACCGACUUUGCAACAAGCGAGGAAGAAUCAAGUGAGGGUUCGUUCGACCUGGACAGUUGUUCUUAUUGCAGCAGAACAUGUACAGCCAUGGCUCGAAGAUUUGACUCAAGGAAGUUCUGUUCAAACUCAUGUGCCAGACUGUUUGGUAUACCUGUGCCAAAGAGAGGGAGCUACUCUGGUGGUGGAAUUGGUGGCCGGGGGAGGGGAGGGUGGAAACAUUACCUCAACAGAAAAGCUAAUGUCACCCCACCCAGAAAAAUGUCUAGAGUAAGUUGGAAGCUCAUUUCAGAUAAAGAAUUGGUAAAACAUUCACUAUGCCUAUCACAAUGUUGUCUGACAUCAAAUUUUCAGUGAAAGACGUUUGAAUUAAAAAUAUGUUUUGGAAGACGAUUUAGACUUCCACGUAUGAGACUUAUGAUAGUGCCAACAAGCCUUUAUUUGCAACACUCUUGCACCAUUUACCACUUUCUCUAUUUAAAGUACCACUAACCCCAUAUAUGAUUUUGGUAUGUGCAAUAACUGCUUUCGAUCAAUCUGAGGAGAAAUGUAAUAUAUAGUAAUUUAGGUCGCAUCUUGAUCAACUUUUUUACUGUCGUAAUGACCAGGCAUGAUGUCAUAGACACAUUUUAGCACCAAAAAACAAAGGAAAACUAACUCACAAUUCAUCUAAUAACAUCAUAUCCGGAAACUUUGAUAAUGAAACAGUUUAUAAAGAUUACGUUUUUACCAUAGAGGUAUAUUACAGUACAUUUCAUAUAAAAGAAUUACCCAAAUAUUAUACAAAUACCAAAAACCAUAUUUGGGGGGGUUAGUGGCACUUUAAGUAGUUGCACGGUACCGGAUUCACUUGGCACGAUAUGAACAUAUGCCGCUCAGGAAUAAUGUCCUCUGAUAAAGUCACCCCUUCUCUCUCUCUCUCUCUUGACAACGACACGUGGUCCUCAAACGGUCAAAUUCGAUGUUGCGACAAGCGAAUCCGGUGUCGUCUAACUGGCCCCUAAAGGCAGGCUUUCCACUUAUACAGAGAAAUAUUUCAUCAUCGAAAUAUUUCAUUUGAUUUCUUCUGAAUUCUGACCAUCCGAAUAAAUCAGUUGACAAAAAAGUUGAGCGAGUAGAAAUCCUUCAGGUCUUGAAGGAAUUUCUUGCAAGUAGAAAGCCAGCCUAAUCUUUGAUAACAUUUGCGUAAUCUCGCGUAAUCAAAGUUAAUAAAAUUGGGGAUUUGUUAAAAGUUUUCGGAGGAUUUUUGGAGGAGAUUUACAUUGUAUAUAAUGUAUCUCUUCAAUCUUCCUACAGUGUAUCCUAUUUUCAUGAACGUCUCCCUAUAAAUCAAUGUGUUGUGAAGUAAUCUUUUUGUAGAUAGAUAACAUAAAAACAGUUGUUUUUUAAUGUUGGAAAAUUUUAUGAAAAAACAAAACGAAAUGCUUGAUCGCUGAGACAAGCCUUAAGAAUUAUUUUAGUAUUUUUAGUAUUUUCUCAGUCGCCACGAGGGCUUAUACCAUUAGCAAAUAUCUAGUCGAUCGCCAGAUGAAAAAGUAGGUUGCAAUUGGCGAUCUAGCACCCGUUCGUUUCAACCCAAAAGUAACCAUGGAGGCUUAUAAAAAAUUGGGCUUCCUCUUUGUAUAUAAAUAAUGCAGUCAGGCUAAAUAGAGUUAAAAUUAUAGUAAGAUUUAUGUUACUUACAAUAUAAUAUACACUUUAAAUCUAACGUGAAUGCAUUUGGUCGGAGUGAAAGAUCGUUAAGAUCCUAUACUGAAAACUUUUCUUUUUGGCAUGUUUAAUGUUGCAACAUUUAUCAUGUCUGUUAUAGUCGUAUCUCAACCAAUCAUAUGAAGUUUCCACACAAGUGGACGAAACCACUUUGAGAGGUAAAAUAUACUAAACUAUGCCGGUAUUAGCAAAACAUAUUUUGAUCACAUUUUUUUGAAAAUUAAAUUUGGAUUUUAUUCAAUGUUGUAGAAGCAUUUGAUGGCAGGAGUGACAAUGAAUUAGACUACUUAUGGCAGUUCGAAUAUGUACCCGCGGCAAAAUGGAAUGCGAAACAAGUGGCAGCAUUUGUAAGGUACUGUAAAUAAGCGUCGCAAUGGAAAAGUUCUCGUGUCGUGAAGGCAUACAGCGAUGUGUAUUUGUUGGCACCAACGUAAUUAUUUUAAGUCGAGUAAACUGUUCAGAGAACUGAUGAGAUCAAUAAUUGCAUGUACAAUUAGUUUAGUUCCUUCCUGCAGUAAGUAGUAUAACAUUGGAUCAAUUAGAAACGACUCUCAUUGUACUUCUAGAGAACUGAUGGAGCUAUCCAGUGUAAAAAAGGUUAGCAUAGUUUACUUUACGUUGUAAGUGUGAUUUUUAUUUGCAGAGAUGUAAGUGGGUGCAGUGAAUAUGCAGAAAGCUUUAUCACUCAAGAGAUCGAUGGUUAUGCCUUGAUGUUAGUCAAAGAAGAGCACUUAGUUGUGGGAUUACAAAUGAAAUUAGGUCCUGCCUUAAAACUAGUUGGUCGAGUCAAUCAAAUGAAAGCUGACGCAUUACAGAAAAUGAACUUUAAUAGCGGGUUUAGAACGGGAUAGAGAACAGAAAACACGUGUUGUAUAUAGAAAAAAAAACAACAAAACAGGCUCAUUUUACAACAUUUCUGAAACUAACAAAGUAUUUAAAUUUAUAAACCUUCACUCCCUUUAAAAACUCUUUCAUCAUACAUGUUCUAAACAUAUUUUGCUUGCAAUGCCGAUUGACGUCUUCAUGCAUGAUAUAACGUUGCCGUAUUAAAACUGUGAUGCAUUAUUGAACUAAUGGCCUAUAUGAUACAUAAUUAGGUUAAAUAAUAUAUUUGGUGCAAAUAGCAGAUAUUUUUUUCAAAAUAGCAAAUAACAGAACAGAACAUAACGAACGGAAUUUAUAAGUUUAAAUCUCUUCAGGGAUAGCCGUUAAAAAUGAAGUGUUAAAAGUGUUAGUGGUGUAACGUAACGAUUUUUACCACUUGCGAUUAGGGCAUGUUGGACAUGAAAAUUGGCGAUCAGGUCUAGUUUUGCCCUCGCAUAUUAACACAAUUUGAAGAAAUGAUUACAGUGUGGAUUGAUCAAUCAACAUUCUAAUCUUAAGUUUUCCUUAAAGUCAUUUGAAGACUACAUCAUACAUGAAGUGUUGAUUUCAGCUGAUUUACUAAUAAAGAAUGAAAAACAGAAAUCAGAAUGCAUAACUUAAACAAGCAAACAAUUUUGUGUAGUAAUUAAUUUUUGGCAAAACAACUUGCCCGGCAACGAAGAAGCAACUUCUACUUGUCCCAGGCAAGCGCUAUAUAAGUUAGUGUUACUUCAUGUAUACUCAUGAAGUUAAUUUAUAAUCAAGAAUAUGUCCGUACAAGAAAAUGGCGUGGUGUCUCCAAUUGACAAAAUAGAAAACAAUUUUUCACCUUGGUUAGACCACAAUGUUUCACGAUUGAAGAUGGUACCGUUAUAGGUAAAGACGUCAAUUGAGAACGUUUGCGUAACCUGAAGAAAGGUUUUUGCCGUUGCCCAUAAAUAACUUGGGCAUAGUUUGCGAUAAACUAAACAAGGACAUAUGGAAGCCUGAGGUCGGCCAGAAGUCAUAUGCCAAAAGCCCAGAUUAACUUGGGUAUAGUUAUACACUCAAGUACAAUGACUUAUGAAAGCCUAUAUAGAACUACUAUUAACAAAACACGUAGUAGUAGUUAUUAAUUAUAUGUUCUAAAUUAUUCAAAUUUUAGUUUUAUAUUGUGUUAGAAUGUAUAUAUCUUGGAAGCCAUUUAUAUUGGGUACUGUAAAUUUAAAAUCUCUUUAAAUAAAUAACUGUAUAUAAACUGAAGUAUUGUGUUGUGGAAAGUAAGAAAACAUUUUUGGUUUACCUGCAAGGCCUUGAAAAUCUUAUUCCUUAAUAAAAAGCACACAAAAACUAAACAUGACAGACACUGAUUUCACUGUCAAAAAGAGCAUACUAUGUAUUUACAGCAUUCCUAAACAACCACGAUAAUUUCUUAUCGUUCUAAAUCCAAUGUCAAUUAAUGACACUUCAUGGUUUUUAGUUUCCGACUUUUAGUAAUCAUCGUAGAUUUCCAAAUUGAUGUUUUUUCGGUUCUCUGCAAUGUUCACGCCCAAAGCAUCAUAACUUUCUCCCGACACGCCUUUCGUGAAAACGUACACUGGCCUUUGAAAUCCUAUAAAAG
Messenger RNA from Paramuricea clavata, 6815 nucleotides. The record is from the annotation of a GenBank genome assembly. Lineage: Eukaryota; Metazoa; Cnidaria; Anthozoa; Malacalcyonacea; Plexauridae.